AGUGCAAGCUGCCCAGAAAAAAAUGGCGUCCUCGUGCCUUACUCCGGAUGCCUGCAAAUCUUGGGAAAAAUCAGGGAAAUCUGAUUUUGUUAAACAAUGCAGAAAACUUGCUGAUGGCAAUGGAUUGUGGGAUCCUGGUUCGCAGACAGUCAAACAUGCUGUAUAUGAUUUGUGUUGGUGUGUUCUUAAAGGACAGCUGAAGCAAGAUUUGGCUCUUGGUGCACUAGCCGACAUCAAUGAUCACUUGAAAGAUUUUCACUCUCUCCUCGCUGAUAUCCUUGGAAUAAUUGAUGUGGAGACCAGUACAACCGACGACAAGAUGCUGCGAGAAAAAUUUAUAACUCUUGUUGGUGCCAGCACCGGGAUUAUUUCUGAAGCCAUUCUGAAGGAGCGCCUCGACCAGGAAUCCUUGGAAGCUGCCGGAUUGAUACCAUCAAAAUUGCAGUUUCAAGCUAAAUUUGUCAAAACAAAAACACGACUGUACUACAAACAACAAAAGUUCAAUUUACUUCGUGAAGAAAGUGAGGGAUACUCCAAACUAGCGACAGAAUUGAACCAAGAAAUAGCAUACAACAAACUCACUUAUCCUCAAGUCCUUGAAAACAUUAAAUCCUUGAUUGGUUGCUUUGACCUUGAUCCGAAUCGUGUUCUUGACAUAAUACUGGAAUCCUUUGAAUGUCAUCUGGAACAUGAAUCUUUCUACAUUCCACUGUUACGUGCCUAUGUUCUUGACAAACAAACAUUAUGCCAUGUUCUCGGAUUCCGAUUUCAUUUUUAUGAGCCUUCCCAGGGGUCAGAGAUUCCAUCAUCACUAUACAAAAUAGCAGCUCUGCUUCUGAAACACAAACUAGUCAGCCUUGAUGAUCUGUAUCCUCAUCUUCUGCCUAAUGAUGCGGACAUUGUCUCAUAUCACAAUAAAGAGGUUUCAGAUGCAAAAGUUUAUGCCAGGAAACUGAAUGUUGUCGUCUUAUCCGACAAAAAAGAUGAGGAUAAGGAUAAAGAGGAUACUAUGAAGAUUGAUUUGCGUGCUAACAAUCAGAAAAUUGGAUUGUGUGAGGCUCUUCUGGAGAUCGGAUCAUGGGAGAAUGCAAAAGCAAUUCUUGAUCGGAUGCCAGAGUUCUUUGCGGUUUCAUACAACCCGAUAGCCAAGGCACUGUGUACUUUUAUUCAUGCUGCCAUUGAGCCUCUCUACCACCAAAAUUGUGGAUUGUCCAGUUAUCUCAGGCGGAGGAGGUCAAAAUACCCCAGAGAUAAAUCUGGCAUUGAGACUGUCAAGACAUUUCAACAACUUUACCAGAAGGUUUUUCCAAUGUUGAUGUAUCUGGGACCACAUGCGUCCAUUGAUCCAGUCUUGCUAGUCAAAUUUAUGAGAAUGGGCAGAGCAUUCAUGAACAAAAGACAUGACGGCGGUAUAGCACCGGAGGACGAUGUUGCUUACUAUGGUUUUCUGAACGUCCUGGACGAUGUGUUGUUGCCAUGCCAGUCUCUGUUGCGGUGUAAUUGCUGCAUAGCUGAAGAACUCUGGAAUUUUCUCAAGCAUUUUCCUUAUGAACUUAGGUAUCGAAUGUACGGUCACUGGAAGAACGAUGCCUAUGGCCAGCAUCCGGUUCUCAUCAGACGACGAGCAGAUUGUCUAGACCGGGCUAAGUACAUCAUGAAGCGACUUUCCACAGAAACCAUAAAGCCAUCUGGUCGUCAAAUUGGUAAACUGACUCACAGCAAUCCUGGAGUGGUUUUUGAAUAUAUAUUGACCCAGAUUCAGCGUUAUGACAACUUCAUUGGACCAGUGGUGGACUCUCUCAAGUUCCUCGGCCCAAUGUCCUAUGACAUGCUGACAUAUUGCAUCAUAGAAGCUGUGGCUAGCCCAGAAAGAGAGAGACUGAAACAUGAUGACACAAACAUAUCAUUGUGGCUCCAAAGUUUGGCCAACUUUGCGGGAUCUAUAUGCAAGAAGUAUCAAGUUGAGCUGGGUGGACUUCUGCAAUACAUCACUAAUCAGCUCAAAGCAGGAAAAAGUUAUGAUCUGUUACUGCUGAGAGAAAUAGUGCAGAAAAUGGCAGGGAUUGAAAUCUCUGAAGAAAUCACCAAUGACCAGCUUGAUGCCAUGAAUGGUGGGGAGCUACUUAGGCAAGAGGGAGGAUAUUUUGCUCAAGUGCGAAACACGAAGAAGUCAUCGACCCGCCUGAAGGACACUGUUCUUGAACACGACCUGGCUGUGUCACUGUGUCUCUUGAUGGCACAGCAACGGGAUUCAGUGAUAUUCCAAGAAGACGCUGAAAGACACUUAAAACUUGUUGGAAAACUUUAUGAUCAGUGUCAGGAUACUCUUGUUCAGUUUGGAACGUUCCUGUCGAUGCAGCUGAGUACAGAAGAGUUUGUUAAGAGAUUACCAUCCAUUGAUGUGCUGGUGUCGGAAUACCACGUCCCAGCAGAUGCAGCCUUCUUUCUUGCCAGACCAUUCUACGUCAAUGCAAUCAAUACUAGAUAUGAAGAACUGAGAAGGAUUGACAAAAACAAUAAACAGGCAUCCAGCUCUCUGAAGACUCAACGGUACAUUGAAGCAGCCAAUGAGGCAAUGACUCCUGCUUUGGAUCUUGUGCGACCACUGUACCAAGACAAAAUAUGGGAUGACAUCAGCCCUCUGUUCUACAUGACGUUUUGGACACUAUCCAUGUACGAUCUUUAUGUUCCAACUGCUGCAUAUGAGAAACAAAUUUCUCUACUGCAACAACAGAUCAGCCACAUUGAAGACAAUAAGGACAUGCAAAGCAAGAAGAAGAAAGAGAAGGAGAGGUGUACAAAUUUAAUAGAAAAGUUGAAGGACGAGGAGAAGAAACAGAAUGAUCAUGUGAACCGAGUUCUGGGAAGGCUGAAACACGACCAGGACAAGUGGAUUUUGUCUGGGUCGACAAAGAACGAGACUGUGACUCAGUUGCUUCAGCUGUGUAUAUUUCCACGGUGCUGCUUCACGGCCAGUGAUGCUCUGUUCUGUGCCAAGUUCAUCCACGUGCUGCACGACCUCAAGACGCCCAACUUUUCCACACUUAUCUGUUUUGACAGGAUAUUCUGUGAUAUUACCUAUUCUGUGACUAGCUGUACAGAGAAUGAAGCUCAUCGGUAUGGGCGAUUUCUGUGUGCAUCCCUGGGGACUGUGAUGAAAUGGCACAGUGACAUUGAUAUUUAUGAAAAGGACUGUGCCAACUUCCCAGGCUUUGUGACGGUGUUCAGAAAGAAAGUGGACCACACUGCAAAGGCCCCUGUAGAAAAUCUGGACUACGAAAACUACCGUCACGUUUGUCACAAGUGGCACUUCAGAAUUACAAAGGCUAUGGUUGCAUGUUUGGAAUCGGGCAACUACAUUCAGAUUAGAAAUGCACUGAUUGUCUUGACCAAGAUUUUACCUCAUUAUCCCCGAAUCACACAGUUUGGGCAGGCUCUUGAGAGACGCGUGGACCGACUAAGCAAAGAGGAAAAAGACAAGAGACCCGACAUCUAUGCCAUUGCUAUGGGGUAUGCUGGACAGUUGAAGAGCAAAAGAAUGACUUGGGUUCCAGAACAUUCUUUCCACAUAAAAGAAGAGAAAAAGGGUGAAGCUAAAGUUACCAAUGGACCAGUUCAAAAGGCUGAAGUAAAGCCAUCUGGAUCCAAAGAAGGUGUUAUGAAAAAGCUAGACACUGACACUAAAGGAAAAGAGGGCAAAGAGAACAAAGACUCGAAGGAAAAGAAAGAGAAGAGUGUUGAGAAGAGAGAGAAGACUGCUGAAAAGAAAGAAAAGAAAGAAGCCAAGGAAAAGAAAGAAAAGAAGUCUGGUGAUCAUGCAAAGGAUGGAGCUAGCAGCAAAACUCCAAGAGAGAAAAGUAAUGACAAGGAAAAAGUCAACAAAGACAAGAGCAGUUCCGAGGAAAGCAAAGAGAAAUCCAGCAAGGAUGUUCAUUUGGGUGAUGGGGACAAGCCCGAUUCAACUGCAGUGAAGGAAAACGGCAAGAGUGAGGGGAAGAGCAAGAAAAGUGAUAAGAAAUCGAAAGAAGAGAAAAUAGGAAAGCUGAAGGUGAAGCGAGAGAAGCAGGACCACUCUGAGGAGAGACGGGCGGAGAAAGGGAAGAAAAGUGUGAGCAAGGAGCAGGAGAAGCUGGAGGAGAGGGCGAACGCGGCGUCACGUGAGAGAGCGGAGGAGAGGUCGUCGUCGUCGACGGUCACGUCCAGCAGCAGUCUCAGUGCACAGAGACAGAGUGAGGACGCUCUGCAGAAAUAUGUAGAUGAUAGAGAUCCAAAACGCAGGAAGAUAGAUGUAACACCAUCAAGUGGUAAGGAAAGUUAUAUUCCAGAAGCAUUGCCCAAACAUCAUCAUAUUAGAAGGAGCCCAUCAACUGAGCGGGAACGAGAGCGUGAAAGGGAGUGGGAUAGAGAUCGAGACUGGGAUAGAAAGGAACGGAAAAGGGAUCAUUCACUUGAGAAAGCUGAUAUUGAAUUGAAGAGAAGACGUAGUGAGGAGAUAUUUUCUAUGCGUUCAAAGCAGAAUGGCGAUUCAGACAUAUCCUCCUCAAAACGGCGGAGUCACAGCAAAGAAAAAGACUGGCAGAUGCUUAGCAACAAACACGCGAGUCCAACAUCGCGAUCAGGUCGAUAUGAGACAAGUCCUGUGAUGAGGAACAGACAGGACAGCCCAACGCGUCUGGUCCGGAUCGAUAGUCCGCCCUUCAGGUCCAACAAGCACAGCAGUCCUCCCAUGAGAUCCAGCAGACAUAUCAGUCCACCCCCGAGACUGAGCAAACACAGCAGUCCACCGCCACCACCACGAUCGGUCAAACACGGAAGUCCGUCACCUCGAGCAAGUGGCAGUAAAAAGGAUUUAGGUUCUUCUGACGAAUCUCCAGUUAGAAAACCAAAAGUAAAGAAAGAAAAACUAUCAUCAUCCAAGAAAUCUAAGAAAUGAUGUACUGAAUGAAUAACUCUGUUUCCAGCCAUCAGUAGAUUGUAUCUUAGAAGUACCAAUCGGUGUGUUCUGUGGUUACCACAAACUGUUAUUCUGUGCGAGAGCAGCAUCACAAAACAGUGCCUAUAAAUUGACAUUUAUUAUAUGUUCUGCCACAUACUUUGUGGUGGAUUUCUUGUUCAGGAAGUGAUACAAAAACAUGCAUCUUUUAAAUAAGUUUUAUUAUAUUUUUUAUUGAUGAUCAAAUGACUUGUUUGAAAUCACUUAAGACUCCUAGCACAACUUAAAAAUCUUCCUCACUGUAAUAUACACAUUCUUCAACAUAUUGUGAUAUACAUGUGAUUAAUUUUCAUGUUUUAUUUCAUGUUUAAAUAUCACAUCUUUCAUGUAAUGUAAUUUACUUCUCAUAUUGUCAAUAUAUAAACAGUGGCACAUUGUCUGCCUGGCAUUUUUAUCAUUUUUGUGUGUGUAUAUGUUACUAUGUGUACAGUAUUAAGUUUUAAUGAAGGUUAGUGUACAGAUUCUAAAGGGAUACAUUAAAAUGGCAGUAUUUGUACAGUAA
Molecule: messenger RNA, 5495 nt
Organism: Gigantopelta aegis
Lineage: Eukaryota; Metazoa; Mollusca; Gastropoda; Neomphalida; Peltospiridae
Product: THO complex subunit 2-like
Exons: 40
Coding region: 23-4933 (1636 amino acids)
Biological process (GO): mRNA processing; mRNA export from nucleus
Cellular component (GO): THO complex part of transcription export complex
Molecular function (GO): mRNA binding
Source: RefSeq, a predicted model, not a curated record